AUGGUUAUUGCUGCUACGGUGGCGAACAACCAAUACACAUGGAUUCUCGCGGAUCCACAAGACCAGCGGGUAAAACCAGAACCAAGAUUAGCAGUUCCUGAAACAGAAUGUAGUUCGCGUGUCGCCCAAGAUUUGUCCCACCUGAGGGGGGCGGUUUUUAAGUCCGGGAUGCAAUUGUCUCCCCAACUGGAUCUUUCCUCGGGACAGGACUUUGGCACAAUUACAAAAUUUUCACCACAUUCACCUUUUUUUAUUCAAUACCCUUGA
Messenger RNA from Opisthorchis viverrini, 267 nucleotides. RefSeq lists its product as hypothetical. Lineage: Eukaryota; Metazoa; Platyhelminthes; Trematoda; Opisthorchiida; Opisthorchiidae. The record is from RefSeq and is a predicted model, not a curated record. The transcript is spliced from 2 exons. The coding region runs from base 1 to 267 and encodes 88 amino acids.